Maudiozyma barnettii is the source of this 2529-nucleotide messenger RNA. It is a transcript of the gene BUD27, whose product is annotated as Bud27p. The transcript has a single exon. The record is from RefSeq and is a predicted model, not a curated record. Gene Ontology annotation, biological process: regulation of DNA-templated transcription; protein folding. The coding region runs from base 1 to 2529 and encodes 842 amino acids. Gene Ontology annotation, cellular component: cytoplasm; prefoldin complex. Lineage: Eukaryota; Fungi; Ascomycota; Saccharomycetes; Saccharomycetales; Saccharomycetaceae.
AUGGAGAAUGAAUAUCAAGCAUUAGCUAACACAGUACAAAAGACAUUAGAUAAUUUGCAAAAUAAGAAAGAUUUUUUGAUUGAACAACAACAUCAUUAUACAACCAUUAGAGAGCGAUUGUUGAAAGUUAAAGAAAACAAUAAUGACAGUACUGAUAGCUCUUACGACGAUGAAGAGAAAGGUGAUAUCUUUGGAGAUAUUAUCAUCUCUAAAAAAAAGAUAUUCUUAAGUAUAGGAUAUGAAUAUUAUGUGGAAAAGACUGUGGGUGAAACCAUUGAAUUUGUUGAAGAUAAAUUACAAUUGAUGGUAGAGGCAAUUGAACAAUUCGAUUUGAAGAUUAAAGAAGCAAAACAGACUCUAAAUAAUUUAAAGAUGGUAAUUGAUCAUAACCCAAAAAUAAAAAUAAAAGAACAAGAACAAGAAAAUAAAAUUGAUGAGAUUGAAUUACCUACUAUGGAAAUUAGAGAAGAACUAGAUGAAGAUGGAAAUGUAUUGAAUGGAUCUGUUGUGCCUGCCGCUACGGAUUCUGAAAGACAAAAUAUUGAAGAUUUAAUUAAUAAUAAAUUAGUACCCAAAGUUGAAGAAUUGAAAAUAGAUCAAAAGAAAUUAGAAGAUGAGAUUACUCAGGAUAAUGGCAUUCCUUCGCAUGAUGGUAUUAAUGAAGUAGAUACUCCUGAUAUCUACAGUUUUGCAGAUUUAGUGGAAAGGAUGGACGAGCAAGACGAAGAAAAUGAUGGGAUUAUUGACUCUGAUGAAAUUAAUUAUGAUUAUGAAAAGUUUAAAUCGAUGGAUAAUGAAAGUGAUAAUGUCUACUCGGAUGAUGAAUAUAUUGAUGAUGAUGAUAAUGAUGAAGAGGAAGAGAAAUAUUUUAAGAUGCCAGGACAUCUAUCGUUAAUGGAUCAAAUAAACAAAUUACGUAAUUCGAGAGGACAAUCAUAUCCAGUGGAAGAGGUAAAAGAAAUUGUUAAUGAUAAUGAUGAUAUCGUGAAGGAAUCACAACCAGCUACUGAUAAUAGUGGUAAGACACACGAGAAAUCAAUUAUGAAGAAGAAGAAAAAUAAAGUUAAGAAGUCUGUUGGUUUUGCUCCUUCGUUGGAUGUCCAUGAAGUUGAAAGCUUCAAAGCCGAAACUAAGAGGCAAACUUUCAAUUUUCCAAGAAACUCCAAUGAUUUAUACUCUAGUGUCCAGGAUAUGAUGACUGAUGAUACGAACAAUCCAAACCUACAUGAGUUUGAUAACGAUUUGUUUGCAUCGAUGAUUGGAGCUAAACAAUCGGAUGAAAUACAUGAUAAAUAUAAAGAUGCAAUAACCUCUAACAAUGAUGAUGAGGAGCAAAACUCGCAAGAAUUACAGGAAAACGUCAAGAAAGUUCGUGUCUCAAGAUUUAAGAAAGAUAGAGGUACUGUAAACAAACCCCCAACUGAUAUAAUUGAAAAAGUUAAUAAAUCGGAAAGUAAUAGGGCUGUUUCGGAUGUUAUUGUCGAAAGAGAGAUCAUAGAAACUAUCCCCGAACCAAAACCAAAGAAAAGAGUUAGCAGGUUUGCCCAACGUAAGGAAACUCAAGCAAAACAACCAGUGGAGUCAACGGCAUCCGCUAUUGAGCCCCGAGAUAUCAUAACAGAUGUGAUAGAGCAAACCGAACCAUCUCAAUCGACUUCUAAUACUAAAGGAGCUUCCAAAAAAAAUGGAUCACUUUUCAAGAAAACUCUAAGUUCAUUGAAUAAACCGAGGCAUUCCUUAAACAAGAAACAAGAAUUCCCACAGGAGUUAAUCGAUUCUCUGUCUGAUUCGGAACAAGAACCUGAAGAUGAGCCUGUUAAUAGAAAGAGAGAAAUCGUACAGAAAAAGAUAGAAGAGAUUAAAGAUGAUGAAGAGGAAGAUAAUGAUCUAAUGUUUCCUAAGGAAGUUCAGGAAGCCAUAAAAAAGGUCGGUAAGACAGAAGCUUCAUUACGUGUUGCGAAUGUAGAUUAUGGUGCACUUGUAGAUAAUAUGGAUGAUAUGGUACAAGCUUAUACGUUAGGUGUAUAUGAUGACGAUUUAGAGGAACAUCCAGGGGUUGUGGUAGAGAAAGUUGAAGAUUUUAAUACUUACAACAAACAAGUCGAUAACUUAAAAGAUGAUAUUAUUGAUUUCAAGAAAAACAACCCGAUGGUUCCAAUAAAUGUGGAUGAUAAGGAUGAAGAAGAUGAUGAUGAAGAUAAUGGAGUCAUAAUGACAGAUAUAGUAGAGAAGGACAUCCCAGUGAAUUACCGUGACAUUGCUGAGGGAUACGAAAACAACCUUGGUUUGCAUCCCGAUAAUAUAGGUGACGCUGUUACUAAAGAAUAUCACACAUUAAGACAAGGUAUGUUGCAACAGAUGAGGAACAUGGCUUUAAAAGAUAAAAAUAAUAGCGAGCAAGAGUCCAAUCAUAUACAUGCAGAAGGUGAGGAACAGGCUGAAAAUUUAGCAGUGGAGCCAAUAGAUGAGGAUGGUAACCCUAUCCGAAUCAGUAGGUUCAAAUCUCAAAGGAUGAAUUUGAAUCCAUAA